UAAUUGUUGAAUAUGGUGAGAAGUAGAUCCCAGAACUUCAUGCUUUUGCAGGUGGUUAUCCAGUUCUUGCAGCACCAUUUACUUGAAAACAUUACUCUUCCCUCAUUAAAUUAUCUUCGCACCUGUAUCAGUCAGGUUCUCCAGAAAGACAGAAACACUAAGAUAUAAAUAUAAUUACAGAAACAGAAACAGUUACGGAUAUGAGAGGGGAUUUAUUAGGGGAAUUGGCUUAUGUGAAUAUGGAGGCAAAGCCGACCCAGGACAAGCUGGGGAGCCAGGGAAGUCGGAAGCACGGCUCAGGCCAAGUCCAAAAGCCUCAGGACCAGGGAGGCGAUGGUGUGACUCUCAGGCCUGAGAACCUGGAGUUCUAAUAUCCAAGGGCAGGAGAAGAAAGUGUCCCAGCUCCACAGGGAGAGAGAGACAGAUAGACAGACAGACACACAGACAGACAGACAAAGAGAGAAUUCACCUUCCCUCUGCCAUAUUAUUCUAUCCAAGCCCUCAGCUGAGUGGACGUUGCCCCCUGCACCCUGCACUGGAUGGAGGUGGGCAGCCUGGGGACACAGUGAAUGGGACCCGGCUGGCCUGACCCUGCACUCUCACCAGGGGUCAGCGCCCACCCCUGCCCAGAGAGUCAGGGCCAGCUCACACCCUUGGGAGGCUGCUCAGCCUCUCUGCGGCAGCCCUUACAUCCCUUUUCCUCCAGGGGGCGACAUCGGGACACCGAAACACUUAGGGAAUUAAUUCCCCCAUGGAAAAAUCUAGCUUUGGCUGAGGAGGUAGAGAUGGAGUCUGAUUUCCAUCCCCUGCUCCAGUAGACCCUUCUGGUACUUCCCACAUGCCUGCUGUGUCCUGCUGGAUCCUUCCAGGGGCCUCUAGGUCCCUUCUCUGCCAGGGGUCCCUGUGCACUCACUCCUGGCACCCUCCAUGGGGAAGGUGGGGUGACCAUAGGAAGGUGAGCCGGACAGAGGGUAGAGACCACUCAGGACAGUCAGGGAGAACAUGGACAGGCCUGAGCCAAGGAACAGACACCAGACACAGAGAGGGAGUGGCUCCCUGAAGCCCUCCCCCAAGGACAGUGGACCCCAGAGGCCCCCCACCUCCCUGCACCACAGUCUUCUCUGCCCAGGACACCACCCCCCCACACCCAGGAGCUGCAGCCCCUCCUGACACUCCCAGACCUGGGGCUCUGUCUCUAGGUCACAGGAUAGGACAGUGACUCUGGAGAUAGAAUCAGCUGCCCUUUCAGGCCCCCAGAGCCUUCCCUGCCACCAGCCUGCCGGGUGUCACCCUGCUCCCCAGCGCACUAGGGAAAACCAGAAGACCUGGAGCCCAGCUGACUUUCUGUGUUGCAAAGAGAAAUAAACCCCGGUCUGAUCCACGGGCUCUCUGUGUGGCGCUGACAGACCCAAAGCCAAGACACAGGUCAGUGCUGGGGAGAGAGGAUCCAAUCAGCCUUGCUUCUCAAAGUGUGGACUGCAAAAGCAAAACACAGACACAGGGAAAGGAGGAGGAGGGACAAGGAGGCAGGAUUGAGAGGGGAGGGGACAGGGAGGUGCCCUGGGCACAGACCCCGCCCCUGACACACAUGACCAGCCAAAGUUCUGAGCCUGGGAGGAGGCUCAGCACAGAGGGAGGAAGGACAGCAGAGCUGACUCGUCGGAGCAGCUGUGCUCGGAGCGUUCCUGGAGCUGAAGCUUUUCUGCACAGAGGACAGAGCAGGCAGCAGGGACCAUGGGGCCCCCCUUGGACUCUCCCGGCGGACGGCGAGUCCCCUGGCAGGGGCUCCUGCUCACAGUCUCACUUUUAACCUUCUGGAACCCGCCCGCCGCUGCCCAACUCUCUGUGGAAUCCGUGCCGCUCAAUGCUGUGGAAGGAAAGAACGUUCUUCUAGUCAUCCACAAUGUGCCACAGGAUACUUAUGGCUACAGCUGGUACAAAGGGGACAGGGUGGACAGCAGCUAUCAAAUUAUAUCAUAUGUAACAGUCAGUCAAGCAAUCAGCACGGGGCCUGCAUACAGUGGUCGAGAGACAGUUUACCCCAACGGAUCCCUGCUGUUCCAGCACGUCACCCUGAAGGACACAGGGUACUACACUCUACAAGUUACAGGGAAAAAUCUUCAAAAUGAAGAAGUGACUGGACAGUUCCACGUGUUUCCGGAGUUACCCAAACCCUCCAUCACAAGCAACAGCUCCAGCCCCGUGGAGGAUGAGGACUCCGUAGCAUUAACCUGUGAACCUGAGACUCAGGACACCACCUACCUGUGGUGGAAAGACGGCCAGAGGCUCCAAGACAAUGACAGGCUGGUGAUGUCCCUGGACAACAGGACCCUCAUUUUACUCAAUAUCACAAGGAAUGACACAGGAUCCUAUCAGUGUGAAAACAGGAACCCAGUGAGUGGCAGCCGCAGUGACCCAGUCAACCUGAAUGUGCUCUAUGGCCCCGACGUCCCCACCAUUUCCCCCCCAGACUCCUACUACCCUCCAGGUGCAAACCUCCACCUUACCUGCCACGCGGCCUCUAACCCGCCUGCACAGUAUUCCUGGCUUAUCAAUGGGAGUCUCCAGCCACCCACACAAGAGCUCUUCGUCCCCAAUGUUACUGUGAAUAAUAGCGGAUCCUAUGCCUGUGUCGCCCACAACUUUGCAACUGGCCGCAAUAGGACCACAGUCAAGAAUAUCACAGUUUCCGAGCCACAGCCAGUGGCACAGCCCUCCAUCCAGGCCAGCAGCAGCACAGUCACGGAGGACAAGGACUCUGUGGUCCUGACCUGCCUCACAAAUGACACUGGAAUCUCCAUCCGGUGGAUCUUCAACGACCAAAGUCUGCAGGUGACAGAGAGGAUGCAGCUGUCCCAGGGCAACAUCAGUCUCAGCAUAAACCCUGUCGAGAGGGGGGAUGCCGGGGAGUAUCAGUGUGAGGUCUCCAACCCAGUCAGUCACUACCGAAGUGACAUCUUCAGGCUGACCGUGGAACCAAAAGAAAACGCCCCGGGUGUCCCCGUGGGGGCCAUCGCUGGCAUCGUGAUCGGGGUCCUGGCCUUUGUGGCUCUGGUGGCUGCCCUGGGGUGUGUCCUGUUCCUCAGAAGGACUAGAAGGGCCAAUGGCCAGCGUGACCUCAGGGAGCAGCAGCCCCCCAAGUCCAUCAGCGGCCCUACUGCCUCCAACCGCCACACGCCCUCGGUCCCCCAACCUGACCCCAGGACAGCCAGCCACACCUAUGAGAAUUAUUCCCAGAAAGGAGAGGAGACGGGAGAUGGACGUUCUCAUACACUCCUGCAGACUGCUGUUGACCAGUGUCCACUUCUGAGAGCGUCCCCGAGCUGGGACUCUGAGAAGGCAGGACUGCGCCUGUGCUGCCUCUGCUCAAGCCAGCGACCAGCCCCCAGCCUGGCACAGGGUGUCCCAUAAAAGCAUGUGGAAUGAGUGAGAUCCAGGAUCCACACUGCACACGGGAGAGACAGGUACGAGGAUGGUCACUGCAGCAUGGCCUGUCAGUGCCACCAGGGAGAAGCAGCCUCAAGCCCGCAGAGGCAUGUGGGUAGAGCAUCAGAGUGUAGCCAUGCAGUGGAAUAGUGGGGACCAGUGAAACACAUGAUUGGAGCAAAUCCUCAUGUACUAAGGAAGCAUGUUUUUGUAAAAUAAUGUUACCAAGCAAUAAUAUAAUUCAAUAAUGUUUGGCUACAAAAACUAUGAGUGGGACAAAUGAGAAAGUGUAGGAGGAUUCACACCAGCUGCAAACAGUGCUCACAGCCUGGAAACUGAGCUGGGGCAGAGGCGGAGUUCGGGGUCUAGACACCGUAUUGCACAUGUUUGCAUUGCUGGAAUUUACAGCAAACAUGCUUUCCUAUGUGAUUUCUCUAACAACAGAUGAAGCCAUUUGAAAUGACCCAGGAAGAGUGUGACAUCCUCAGGGCUCAGAGCCCAGACCUCCAUCCUACCCCCGCACUGCUGAGUCCCCUCUGAUACCCUCAGAGCAAACAGCCCCUUAGGUGAUGUGACGGGAACAUGACGGCCACUCUCUGAGCCAGAAGAACAUGGCCAAGGUGCCACUGCAGGGAAAGGCCUCAUGCCCAUGUCACCCUUGAACUCUCUGUGCCCCAGGAAGAUCCAGGGGGUCCUAAGGUGGCCUGGCCCUGCCCUGCAGAAAGAGGCCAUUGUCCAUGUCUGCCCAGUGGUCAGUGGCCAGAGCACUAAUCCGAACCCUGAUCUUUGCCUGGUGCAGGACCCAAAAGGUCCUGAGCCCUGACAUGGUCACUGUGCCUCAUUCCUGAUGGAACUGUCUAUGGCUCCCACUGUCUGCAGGACCCGAACCCCACCCCCACCCUGCAGGUGCCUCUGGGUACUCGUUGGCCGCACAGCAUCCUGCCCCAGUGAUAAUUGUGCCCUGAGUCCUCAACAUCCCCACUGAGCUUAUUCCGGAGAUAAGCGUUGGCAGACCUCAUGCAUGCCAAUGGCUGUGGCCCGAUUUAAAAGUAAUUACAAGAAAUGUGGGUCCAGCAUGGUGGC
This is a messenger RNA of Microcebus murinus (gray mouse lemur), 4509 nucleotides long. Lineage: Eukaryota; Metazoa; Chordata; Mammalia; Primates; Cheirogaleidae. The record is from RefSeq and is a predicted model, not a curated record.